AUGGCAAUGGAUUCUUUGGAAGUAGACCAACAAAGGCUGGUCAUUCAGCGCAACAAUGAUGCAGUCAUCAUGAUACAGAGAGGCGAGUUCAACAAGGCAACACAGCAGCUGUUGGAAGCACUUCGGGAUUUCCGAUCCAGCAAGACUCAACAAAUAGGUCGACUAGAAGAACCUGGCGAUGAUGAUUGCAAUGAAGGCUCAUCCUCGUUUGAAAGUCUUUCUUUGGAUCAUUGGAUGGUAUCUUCCACAGAAGCUUUGCACACACGUCUUUCGGAAGCUGCUACUCGCUCGUUUUUCGUGUAUCCCAAGGGUAUCCUGAUUCCCAUAAACUUCUUUCAAGACAAUGCGAAUCGCUUCUGCCAUGUUGAUAUUACUGCUGCUAUAUCAAGUGCUAUAUGCUUCAAUCAAGGUCUUUCCUGUCAGCUAGCUCAUAUCCGAGCACCAAUGGAGUCGAAAGAUGCCAAAUGGCUUCGAAGGGCAAGUGAACUCUACAGAAUAUCGAUUCAAGCCACGCGCCAUAGGCAGCAGCGCAUGUCAUCUUUGGACAACAAGAAGAGUGCCACAAAUGUCAACUUCUUGAUAGCGGCCAUGAACAAUCUGGCAGUUUCAGAACGGAUAUAUGAUAUAGCAACUACCACGGCAAAGGGUUCUUCUUCUCCACAACCUGAAGUGAACUACCAUUACUUUGAAACCUUGAAGGGUCUUCUCCUGAACUGGAGACCAAGUACAAUGAAUUCACCAGACGAAGUCCUUUGGAUCUCAUAUCUUGAGAACGUCCUUCGAGGUAGUGACAUGGAACAAUCCAAUUACAGCGUAAUUCCCAUAUGA
Cylindrotheca closterium is the source of this 828-nucleotide messenger RNA. The record is from the annotation of a GenBank genome assembly. NCBI's taxonomy places the organism in Eukaryota, Bacillariophyta, Bacillariophyceae, Bacillariales, Bacillariaceae.